This is a messenger RNA of Phytophthora infestans T30-4, 1316 nucleotides long. RefSeq lists its product as uncharacterized. The transcript is spliced from 4 exons. Lineage: Eukaryota; Oomycota; Peronosporomycetes; Peronosporales; Peronosporaceae. The record is from RefSeq and is a predicted model, not a curated record. The coding region runs from base 37 to 1077 and encodes 346 amino acids.
GUUCCCCGCCUUCCACUUAUCACCAACUACAGGACGAUGGCGCUGGAUCUCGGCAACGACCAGUACGCCCUCACGUUGCUAGGAAGCAACGGCAGUGACGACCAGUAUGACGGCGCCGGUAACGGUGGUAACAGCCUGGCCACGCGCCCGUACGCUAAAAGCUCGUCCGGUGCAGACAAUGAGCAAAUGCGGUCGGAGAUCGUGCGCUUAGAGAAUGUGCUGGCCAGUCGCAUUGCAGCCCGUGCCAAUCAGGACAAGGCCAACCUGCCACUGGAGCGCUCCAGCAAGAUUGAAAAAUACGUAGAAGUCAUGGAGCUCACCAAGUGUCUACGUCGCCAGAAGGAGUUUUUGCUGAGUGAGAACCGCAAGCGCCAGCGUUUCGCCGAGAAAAUUCAACAGGCCAUGCCGCCGUCCACCGAUAGCAUCCAGUUUAUGAAGAACGUCAAGUACCCGCCCGAUGAGGAGCUGGAGAAAACCUCCCGAGAAGCGUUUAUGGAGAUGAUGGAGUACCAAGUGAGUGGAGAGGCUGCCACGUACAUGGAUUGGCAGACUAAACGCGAGUCCAAGUCGAUGUACAUGCACACGUUUUCCGAGAAGAGUUUCGUGCACGAGGACAUGGCCCGUGUCUUUAACGAGACUUGGGCGAUGUUUCACGAUGAGGCCAAACAGGAGCUGCUGCACCGCCGGCGAAGCAAGUUCUACAUUCUGAAGAAGCUGAACGACAACAUGUACCUGACACGCAACAUUCACCAGUUUAUUGGAGAGAGCUUUCCGCGCCACGCCAUGACCCUUGUGUGUCGCAUUUCGAUUGAUAAGGACACGUUCGCUAUUAUCAGCAAGUCUGUAGUGCCACCCACAAAUGACGCACAGCACCUGGUCUGGACGGACGAGUGCUUCAUGUGGAAGUUUGCACGGCGCAUGGAUGCACAGGGCGGAUUCGACAUCUCUAUUCGCGGCAAAUACGGUAGCACUUCUGCAGUUGCAGGUAACCGCUUGCCAAUGCUUGAGUCGUACUUCCAGCUGGUGGACUGGGAGUCACUUGUCAUUCGCCCAAUGUUCGACUUCGCUGUGGUGUAGCUCCUCGAUGCUGGCUGCUCAGUCGACGCUCGACGGGAGGAAACGGUUUCGAGAAGAAGAAACGAUUACGCCAAAGGGACUUAUUCUGUGCUCGCCCGGCGAGGCCCAGCGCAACUAAGCGUAAUUCUUUUUGUUUUGGCAAUAGUCGAGCUCCCAGUGCGCCAGCCGGCCAACCACACCAGUCGGAAGCUUGUACAUAUCAUAAUGUGCUCGCUUAUAAUUUACUUCUUGUUCAGCUG